GCUAAAAAGUUAGAGGCGAAGAAAAAUGAUAAGAAAAGAAAAAUUAAUGACAUUAUAAAUGAGAUGAAUGAACAAAAACUUGACAAUACUUUGAAUCUUAUAACAAAGCUGCCAGAAUCGAGCAAAGAACAAAUUAAUUUAAUUUCUUCAGUUCAACAAUUAUCUGGGAAAGAAAACAAAUCCACAUAUCAAGAAUUACAAAUAUCCAAUACAAAACUAAAGAUUGAUUGCAGAAAACUUCAUCGGCAAAAUCAAACUUUAAUUAGAAAAACACAAUCUCUUGGGGUACAAAAUAUGCAUUUUUGCAACCAAAAUGCAAAUCGUAUAUCUAAAAUUCAAUCAUUGGUUCAUCACACAGAUACAACUUUUCAGAAGCAAUUAAAAUCUAUUUUUCAAAUAAAUAAACGAGAAUACACAACCAAUGCUGUUUGGCUUGCAACUAUUAGAGAGCCAUCACAAAAUUGGUUAACAGUAUCAACAUUGUGUACUUGGCAUCAAGACAUUUCUAAAUUACAUAUUGAUACUCAAAUCCAUCAGGCAAUUAAUGCUCCAUCAUUUGGAAUCUUAGUUGAUGAAUCAACACGAGGUGAAGCAAAAAACUUUUUUUUAUGCUAUCAACUUUGGAAUCAAAAGGAUCAAAUACCAGUUUUAAAUGUAGCUCAUCUUGAAGAUAUUUCUAAUUGUAAUGUGAAUACUUUAUCUGAUAUAUUAUAA
Messenger RNA from Funneliformis mosseae, 714 nucleotides. Lineage: Eukaryota; Fungi; Glomeromycota; Glomeromycetes; Glomerales; Glomeraceae. The record is from the annotation of a GenBank genome assembly.